AGCAUCGUGCUUCUCCAGCGAAGCAUCCCAUCGAGCCAAAGGAUUACGGGUUUAUUUAGCAGCCAAGGAAUUUCGAUUACCAGGAGCAAUAUGCGUGUCUCGUCGCUGUUCGUUGUGUGCGUGGCCUCCCUGGUGGCCACCACUCUGGGUCGUCCUGAGCCCCCAUCCCCCUACUCCUACCACGGAUUACCCCAGCAGCAGAGCCAGAGGGCUUUGCCACUAAAUGUUCACCCCGUGCCCCCUCAGAUCUACCAGUCCCUGCCCCAGGAGCAGUCGUUCGCCAACUUCGCUGCCCCCCAGCAGACCUACCUGCCACCCCAAAUGCAACUGGAGGCCAUCGAGCAAGUGGCUCCCACUGCCGCCGCUGCCGCACAGCCCCUGAAUGCCUACGAUGACAGCUACAACAUGGCCCACCGCCUGUCCGGAGUCCAGCAUGCCAGUGGCUACAACAACGGCCCCCAGGAGACCAAGGUGCACAAACACAUAUACGUCCAUGUGCCGCCAAAGGACUUCGAGGAGGAGGAUGCCAUCCAGACGCGUGUCCACCACCAGCAGGGACCCAAGCAGAAGCACUACAAGAUCGUGUUCAUCAAGGCGCCAUCUGCCCCGGCCAUCCGUCAGCCAGUGGUGCCACCACCACCCCAGAACGAGGAGAAGACCCUGAUCUAUGUGCUGCACAAGAAGCCCGAGCAGGAGCAGGACAUCGUGAUCCCGACGGCACCGCCCACCAAGCCCUCGAAGCCGGAGGUGUACUUCAUCAAGUAUAAGACCAAGAAGGAGGAGGCCCCCGUCUAUGGACCCCCGCCAGCGGAGAUGGAGCCCCGCCAGGCCACCGCCGAGGACUUUGCUCCUCUGGCCGAGGUCGCCGAUGUCCUGCCACCCACCACUUUGGCUCCCGAGCCGGAGGUGGAGCAGCCAGCCGUUCCCGCUGCUGUCUAUGGCCCACCCACCGCCGCUGCCUACACCGGUGAGGAGGUGCAGACCACCUUGUCCGCCCCUUCCAACCAGUACCUGCCCCCCGCCACCGCUCCCGCCAACCUGGCCCGCGAGGAGCCCUCGAUGGCGCCCAUCGUCGUGGAGGAGCAGCAGCAGCCCGAGCAGCGCCUGGCCCCCAUCUCAUCCCAUGUGCCCGCCGCCAGCUACGGUCCUCCCAACCGCUUCUUCCUCAAGAAGCUGAAGUGAAAUGAGACCCGGGCGAAGAGAAGGCAGUGAUGCCCUAGCCAAUUUCACACUUUGUCAUAGUCGAAUGUCCAUUGGAUGCACCUCAGCCCAAUCCCCUGUUCCCAAUUCACACAUGCACACGUGCCACAUGCAAUGCCUCCCCUCACAUGCACAUAUCGUUGUUUGUUCGUUUGUUAAACUUGUUACAUUUGUUUUAAUAAAGUC
This is a messenger RNA of Drosophila suzukii, 1386 nucleotides long. RefSeq names its product TweedleC (gene TwdlC). NCBI's taxonomy places the organism in Eukaryota, Metazoa, Arthropoda, Insecta, Diptera, Drosophilidae. The record is from RefSeq and is a predicted model, not a curated record.